AUGGUAGGCGCAUUCAUAAACGGCCCAUUUCCGACCGUUUCUCGAAUCGAUGGUUUCGUUGUAAAGACCCUGACCAUGGGCGCGAUUGAAUUACCUCUCCCAAUACUUUACCUCUUCCAAUACUCUGCCGCCGGCUGGACUGCCUGCGUCUUUGUCUGGGUGUACAUCGCCGCAUUCGCAUUCAGUAUCGCCUGCGUCAACUGGACGUAUUUCUGUGUUCCGGAAACCAAGGGCGUGCCGAUCGAGGAAAUGGACAUGUUGUUUGGUGGGAACUCGGGCGAGGCGGAUUUGCAGCGAAUUGCGCAGAUUCGAGCGCACCGGGGGGUUUCUGUUGGCAUCAAAGAGGCUGUAUCUCAUGUCGAGAAUGCGUAG
Messenger RNA from Aspergillus wentii DTO 134E9, 372 nucleotides. RefSeq lists its product as uncharacterized. Bases 1 to 372 code for a protein of 123 amino acids. The transcript has 2 exons. The record is from RefSeq and is a predicted model, not a curated record. NCBI's taxonomy places the organism in Eukaryota, Fungi, Ascomycota, Eurotiomycetes, Eurotiales, Aspergillaceae.